AGAUGGCACCACGGGUAAAAAGUUUAAAAAUUUCACCGCGAGUUGGCGCAAGCGUAACUUCCUGCAUGUCGAAUUCUUUUCUUUUUCCCUCGGAUAACCUAACGUGUCUGUCGGUGUGAUAAACAAUCACAAAUCGCAGCCAUGGUUCGUAUGAACGUACUCAGUGAUGCCCUGAAAUCAAUUAACAAUGCCGAGAAGCGAGGCAAAAGGCAAGUUCUCUUGCGACCUUGCUCUAAAGUCAUCGUCAAAUUUCUUACUGUCAUGAUGAAGCACGGCUACAUUGGAGAAUUCGAAAUCGUUGACGAUCAUCGCAGCGGCAAAGUUGUUGUAAAUCUUUCUGGAAGAUUGAACAAGUGCGGUGUCAUCUCCCCAAGAUUUGACGUACCCAUCACAGACAUUGAAAAGUGGACGAACAAUCUACUUCCCUCCCGUCAAUUUGGAUACGUCGUUUUGACAACCAGCGGUGGAAUCAUGGACCACGAAGAGGCGAGGCGGAAACAUCUUGGAGGCAAAAUCCUUGGAUUCUUCUUCUAAAAUUUUAUUAAAAGAAAAAUGUAAAAAAAACAAAAUUCAGUUUGUAUCGCCAACAUCAAUAAACGGUUGAUGCAAAUGAAA
This is a messenger RNA of Venturia canescens, 615 nucleotides long. RefSeq names its product 40S ribosomal protein S15Aa. Gene Ontology annotation, biological process: translation. The transcript is spliced from 4 exons. The record is from RefSeq and is a predicted model, not a curated record. Gene Ontology annotation, molecular function: structural constituent of ribosome. Lineage: Eukaryota; Metazoa; Arthropoda; Insecta; Hymenoptera; Ichneumonidae. Gene Ontology annotation, cellular component: ribosome; cytosolic small ribosomal subunit. The coding region runs from base 142 to 534 and encodes 130 amino acids.